Messenger RNA from Hippocampus comes (tiger tail seahorse), 4821 nucleotides. It is a transcript of the gene fmn2b, whose product is annotated as formin 2b. Gene Ontology annotation, cellular component: actin filament; cytoplasm; cytoskeleton. Gene Ontology annotation, molecular function: microtubule binding; actin filament binding. Lineage: Eukaryota; Metazoa; Chordata; Actinopteri; Syngnathiformes; Syngnathidae. The transcript has 20 exons. Gene Ontology annotation, biological process: actin nucleation; cortical actin cytoskeleton organization. The coding region runs from base 238 to 4635 and encodes 1465 amino acids. The record is from RefSeq and is a predicted model, not a curated record.
GGGGUGAGGUGGGGGUGGGCAAUAGCUCCGUCUCUCCUGAAUCAGCAUCAACAUAGAGCCACGGCGACCAGAAGCGAGUGUUAAUCUUGUCGGAAUCACCACACGACAAAGAUUUCUAGAUCGAUCAUGACAAUCCUCCGGUAGCUUUUCAUUCACCAGCGACUAAAUUGCUUGUACCUGUCCUCGGGAUCAAAUCACCAGGGAGAGGACCUCUACCUCCUGAAAAUCUCAGGCAACAUGGGCAACCAGGAAGCCAAACAAAAAAAAUCUGCAGCGGCAUCCAGUAAUGGUGGCCACCCUUCAUUUGAAGAGGGAUGGAGCGAGGGAGGAGGGGAUGUGACAAGGCGGGGUGGAAAGAAACAUCACGGUAAGAAUGAAAGUAAAGGGACAAGCAACGCUAGAGGAGGAGGAGGAGGAGGAGGAGACGGGGUAGGAGGAAGAACACAUGGCACUGGUCCAGCCAAGAAGAAAAACAAAUGCGAGUCCAAGUCCUCUGUUUUUUCGAUUCGGAAGAGGAAGGCUCAUCACAAAGAUGAGCUCGGGCAAUCGGACGCUGAACCGGGCUUCCUGGAAACCAAAAAGAAACAACAAGGUGGAAGCGAAUGCGAAGCGCGGGCGGGGAUUGCAGCAGAAACGGGAGCGGCGAAAACUGCCUCGCCCACAGAGGAUGGAGGACCCAAAGGAGGGAGUUCUGGGUCUGACACGGACAUUUACAGCUUCCACUCGGCGGCCGAUCAUGAUGAUUUGCUCGCAGACAUCCAGCUGGCUAUCAGGCUCCAACAGCAAUGUGAGGGGCUUGAUACGGCGGGUGGGUCCCAGGUACAAGGUGAAAGCAGUGUUAACUGUGGAGCAGAGGCAAAGAGACUGCAAAGUAACGGAGUUGGGAAAUUACCCCCCAUCGAAACACUCGACCUGACGCCGGAAUUAGAGCUCGGCUCAGAUGCGCUGUCUUUCCUGGAAGUCGGAACCUUGUUGGUUACGGACCAGCAGACUGAGAAACCAGAAGAAUUACCGGUCCACUUCUUGUCCCCUAUAGAGAAAUCCGAGGGGAGGGAAAAUGGAGAGAAGGAAAUGGACGGGAUUCAAGAGCUCAAUGGGAAGGAGGAGAAGGCGAGAAAGUCCCCCGCGAGUGGUCCUGAAGUUACAAAAGACCAGCACGUCUGGACGCAGCAGUUCCCGCCCACAGCCAUCGCUCUGGACAAGGGGGCUACAGUCAAAGCAGUUACUACGGCAACUGGAAGCAACUUCCCCAAUUUCACAUUGGACGGUACACAAGCGCGGGAGCAGGAAGCGGGAGGCGAAAACCAGAUUGAGGAGCUGCAGGAGCCUGGCGCGAAUGAAGCUCUGAGUCCAGCGCUUGAAGACGGCCACAGAAAAAGCAGCGUUGCCAUGGUAGCACUUAUUUCAGGGAACGUGUGUGAAGAAGUUGCGAGCGCUGAGUCACUUGAAGACUGCUUGAGUAUUGGAUCAGAAAGUAACCACAUCGCUCCUCCUGCUGCUGCUGCCAAUACUUCCCCCUCCAGGAGGAGCAGUGUUUGCUUUACACCAUCCCAAGGAAGCCCCACAUUAGCCAAACACAUCCACAGGUCCAACCAGGCCAUUUCCCCCUCAAACCCCGCGGUGAAACCGUACCCUCCUGUUUUACCUUCGUACAUCAAGACCACCACCAGACAACUCAGCUCGCCAGGACAUUCCCCGGCUCUGUCUCCUUCCCUUAGCCCCAUGUCGCCAAGAAGAGCUCAUCAACAUUUCCAAAGGAUGAUGGCUGGCGAUCAGCAAGUCACGAAACAGGACUCCCGAAGCAAUGCUGGUCCCCUGAGUCGCUCAGCUGACUGGACAGAAGAGCUCGAGAGGAAAAUGAGGUGCAAGCUCAACAAUGGCGAGUCUGGAGAUUUAGAAGCCUACAGGUACAGAGGUGGGGGAAGCCAACCCCUUUGUGCAACAAGGAGAUCUUCAUGUGGACAAAUUGCUGCAUGCAGCUUCCAAGAUGUCUUUACAGGUCGAACUCUCCUGGAGAAACUAUUCCAUCAACAGCAACAGGAGGAGCCGGAGGAAGCUGAGAGGCUCUGCUCCAGAAUAUUAGCAAUGGGUCUUCUUCUGCCUUUCACAGACUGCUUCAGACAGCGACUAGGAGCCAACCCUGCACAUAUCAACUCUAUCGGAUCACCCAAAUUCCAUCACGACCAGCUGUAUACGUGGGCAGCUGUUAACCAGCCAACCAUUUCUCUUGAUCCUCUUGAGGGGAAGCAACCAGGUUAUCUGAAAGACUCCAGGCCUAAUGGAGACAAUACUGGAGUCAAAGCCGCAGAUCCGGAAUAUCAUACAGGCAUCUUGGGUUUGCGACAGCAACCAAAUGAGAGCCAAAAUUGUCAGGAGGAGGUUUUGCUGAAAACAGUGAAACUGAAGGAAAAACACGUCAAUGUCAUCCAACAACUGGAGCAAACCAUUGAAGAUCUCAGGAGUAAAAUUGCUGAGCUGGAGCGGCAGCCCCCUCUGCUGGACAUAGACAUCAAAACAGCCAAGGACUGUGUUGGAAUGGAAGGCCUUUUGAGGGAAGUGUCUGAUGCUCACUUUCAGACUGAAGCAGAUCACUUUCUGUGCUCCUUGGAAGCCAAAUCGGUGCAAACAUCGCCGAUGGAUGACAGCUUUAAGUUUAAAGUGCCUUACAGUGAGCCAAGUGGAGUCAAUAAUUCCCUGCAAAUCCCAUUUAGCCAAUGUUCAUGUCAGCAGCAACCCCUGCCCACGCUUCCGGGUGGGCCGUCUCUUCCUUUGCCCGUACAGAUAGCAGUUCCUGUGGCGCCACCUGCUCCACCCUUGCCAGUAGGUUCAAUACCACAACCACCACCACCACCUCCACCACCUCCUCCUCCUCUCCCAGGUGGACAUGCCCCGCCACCUCCUCCUCCUCUUCCUGGUGGUCCAGUUCCACCCCAACCUCCUCCUGUCCCUGGCGGUGCUGCUCCACUGCCCCCUCCGCCACCUCUCCCCGGUGGACCUGCUCCACCACCACCACCACCUCCUCCUCCUCUCCCUGGUCAAUCAGCUCCACCCCCACCUCCUCCUCUCCCCGGUGGACCAGCUCCACCCCCACCUCCUCCUCCACCUCUCCCUGGCGGUCUUGCUCCACCCCCACCUCCUCCACUCCCCGGUGGGCCCAGUGCCAAUCCUCCCCAUUAUUGUGGGCCUCCCCGACCUCCUCCUCCACCCGGUACGAUCUGCAUUCCUCCAGCUCCGUCGGGAGUUCUGGGCUCCUUGCCUCCUCCUCUGCCUUUGGGGCUAUACACGCUGGGCCUUACCCAGGAGAAGAAACCCAGGAAAGCAGUGGUGGAGCCUCCCAGACCCAUGAAGCCAUUGUAUUGGACCAGAAUCCAGUUGCACACUAAAAAGGAAAUAUCGUCGGCAUCGGUGUGGGAGACGAUAGAGGAGCCUGAUGUGGACUUUAAGGAGUUUGUAGAGUUGUUUUCCAAAACAGCCGUCAAGGAGAAAAAGCAGCCACUCUCCGACACAAUCACCAAGUCUAAAGCCAAACAGGUUGUCAAGCUCCUAAGCAACAAACGCUCUCAGGCUGUCGGAAUCCUGAUGUCCUCGCUACACCUUGAUAUGAAAGACAUCCAACAUGCCGUCUUGAACUUGGACAACACGAUCGUUGACCUGGAGACCAUUCAGGCCCUUUAUGAAAAUAGGGCGCUGCCAGAGGAACUGGACAAGAUUGAAAAACACAUUAAAUCCACUAAAGACAAGGAGAAUGCGAAACCUCUGGACAAACCUGAACAGUUUCUCUACCAGCUCUCCCAGAUCCCCAGCUUUUCUGGUCGAGUCUUUUGUAUCCUCUUCCAGUCUAGCUUUUCUGAGUGCAUGUCCUCUUUGAUGAAGAAACUGGAUACGCUGCUGAGUGUAUGCAAGGUAUUACAAGACAGUGAAAAGGUGAAGCAGAUUCUUGGUCUGGUGCUGGCUUUUGGCAACUUUAUGAAUGGAGGAAAUCGCACAAGAGGCCAAGCUGAUGGCUUCAGUCUUGACAUCCUUCCCAAACUCAAAGAUGUCAAGAGCAGUGACAGCAUGAAAAGUCUUCUGUGUUACAUAGUUGCAUACUAUCUAAGGAAUUUUGAUGAGGAUGCUGGAAAAGACACUUGUGUUUAUCCUCUCCCUGAGCCUCAUGAGUUGUUCCAGACUUCCCAGAUGAAAUUCGAAGACUUUCAGAAAGACCUGACUCGACUCAGAAAAGACCUUCGAUCAUGUACCUCAGAGGUGGAACGAGUGUGCAAAGCUUCCAUUGAAGAUAACCUACAGCCUUUCAAGGACAAGAUGGAUGAUUUUAUUUUAGAAGCGAAACAUGAGCUUGAAGCAUUGGAAACUCAUCUCAGCAGCACACACAAACUGUUCCUAGAGCUCACAGUAUUCUACUCGGUGAAGGCAAAGGCAGGGGAGAAGGAGGUUUCGCCAAACACUAUUUUCUCGAUCUGGUAUGAGUUUUCCUCUGACUUUAAGGACCUGUGGAAGAAGGAAAACAAAUCGAUUCUGAAGGAGAGGCUCAGAGUGGCAGAGGAAUGUUUCCGACAAGCUAAGGAGCGAGCUUCCUACAGUGUCAAACCCAAACAUGCUACAGGGAUUAAAGCCAAGCUUGGCAUGAAGAUCUGACUCGCCAGACGUAUUCUUUUGUUUUGACUUUUGCAAGACGACGUCAAGGAUCUCACUCUGUUCCCGGGAUCGUUUUCUAGGACGGCCACUUUCACUGAUUAACUUGCUGAAAUGAUCGACAAGGAUCACACCAUAUUCACGAUUUUAAGGGCCAUGUGAGAACCGGGGAACUGCCAAGAAUUUUGG